Messenger RNA from Hirsutella rhossiliensis, 1356 nucleotides. Its product is annotated as glycosyl hydrolases family 16 domain-containing protein. Gene Ontology annotation, biological process: carbohydrate metabolic process; fungal-type cell wall organization. Bases 1 to 1356 code for a protein of 451 amino acids. Gene Ontology annotation, molecular function: glycosyltransferase activity; hydrolase activity, hydrolyzing O-glycosyl compounds; chitin binding. NCBI's taxonomy places the organism in Eukaryota, Fungi, Ascomycota, Sordariomycetes, Hypocreales, Ophiocordycipitaceae. Gene Ontology annotation, cellular component: fungal-type cell wall. The transcript is spliced from 3 exons. The record is from RefSeq and is a predicted model, not a curated record.
AUGUUGCGCUCCGCAACGCUCCUUGCCCUCUUGGGCGCCUGCUCUGUUGUCGCCACAAAGUGUUCGAUUAAGCAACAGUGCCCCGAGGAUGCGCCCUGCUGCUCGCAAUAUGGCGAAUGCGGAACCGGCGCCUUCUGCCUCGGCGGCUGCGAACCGCGCAUGUCCUUUUCACUAGACGCCUGCGUCCCCGCGCCCGUCUGCAAAAGCACCACGACAAAGUUCAACAGCCUCGACAGCAUCGUCGACAUUGGCAAAUAUCUCGGCGACUCAACAAAGGCCGACUGGGUCGCCCAGGGCGAGCCGGCCAUACACGAUGGCAACCUCCUCCUGACCAUGCCCAGGAAGAGCGUCGGCACCGUCCUCGCCUCCACUUCGUACAUGUGGUACGGCACCGUCAAGGCCAAGCUAAAGUCGAGCCGCGGAAGGGGCGUCGUGACGGCCUUUAUCCUGCUCUCGGAUGUCAAGGACGAAGUGGACUUUGAGUUUGUGGGCGCCGACCUGGAGACGGCUCAGACAAAUUACUACUUCCAGGGCCAGCUCGACUAUCGCAACGCGGGCAACAUCUCGGCAAGCGACACGUUUGCCAACUUUCACGAAUAUGAGAUUCGCUGGACGCCCGAGCAGAUCGAGUGGUAUGUCGACGGCAAAUUGGGCCGAACCAAGCUCCGCAAAGACACGUGGAACGACAAGAACCAGCAGUGGGACUUUCCCCAGACCCCUGCCCGCGUACAGCUCUCGCUCUGGCCCGGCGGCCUGGCCAGCAACGAAAAGGGCACCAUCCAGUGGGCCGGUGGCGAGAUUGACUGGAACGCCCAGGAUAUCCAAAAGGCCGGCUAUUAUUAUGCCACGGUCUCGGAAGUCUCCAUCGAGUGCUACGAUGCGAAAAAGGCGCCCGGCACCAACCGCGGAAAGAGCUACACGUACAGCGACGCCAAGGGCACCAACAACACCGUCGUCGACGGCGACAAGGACACGGUACUCGGCUCGCUAGAGGCCACGGGUCUCAACAUGGACAAGGGCAAGAAGAAGGAAGAAAAGUCUUCAACCGAUGGCGCGGAAAAGCCCAAGAAGACGCAAAACACCAUCCCCGGCGGCAGCUCCGGAUCGCAGGGCCACGACCACAGUGGCGAGAACAAGGGCGGCGGCGGCGGCGGCGGCGGAGGAGGAGGAGGAGGAAACGCCGGAUCCAGCCAGGGAGGGGGCUCGUCGGGCUGCGAUACCAAGAGCUUCAGUCAGAGUUGCGACGGCGACGGCAGCAGCACCAGCAACAACGAAGGUGGCAAGAGCGGCAGCGCCAAGGCGAGCGCAAGCGCGCUGGCCAUUAUCAUUGCCGGCAGCGCCCUGGUGUGGUUGUGA